This is a messenger RNA of Oenanthe melanoleuca, 5524 nucleotides long. Its product is annotated as KIAA2013 ortholog. The transcript is spliced from 2 exons. NCBI's taxonomy places the organism in Eukaryota, Metazoa, Chordata, Aves, Passeriformes, Muscicapidae. The record is from RefSeq and is a predicted model, not a curated record. Bases 1290 to 3104 code for a protein of 604 amino acids.
UGCAAGUUUCUCAUUUUAAUGAAGUUAAAUCUCUCCAGUCUAAAAUGAAAGAGGUUCUGCACACUCAAAAUCAUGAAUGCCUCAUUGUUUAUGCUACUGUACCCAGGCUGUCUCUGUUCGACAGCUUUGUAUUCUGCAGCUCUGCCAAGCCAGCCAGCACAUUUCCCCUCUUUGUGUGUUCGCACUGCCCUGUGCACUGGCUGCAGCCGGCUGCCUGUCUUUUUAAACAGAGCCAGCUGCCAAUGCAGAUGUUCCAGUGAGUACGUGCAACACGUGCUCCGGGCGGAGCAGCAACUUCCUAAAAACGGGAAGGGUCAGAGCUCUGCUCCUACAGCAGCCACAAAGCUGGGAAACCUCCAACCCCACUGAAACCUGCAAGGAAUGGGGUGUCACCCACCGUUUGGGGAUCCCAGUGUCCAUCCCCAUCAAACCCCUCAUUUGCCAGAAUAAAUUAAAAACGUGCGGCCUUUGUUUCUCUUCAUUGAUCUGGUUCAUUGCCUCGACAUGGUCGAGAAUUCACAUUUCACUUUAACUCACAGCGUUUCUGCCUGACUUGCUUGGAAGUGCGUUUUCUCGUUCUGUCUUUCGAGCAGAGCUCUGGAUACAAAGCUUUCCUGUGAACAUCCAAGACACAUGAGGAAGUUUGUUCCUCUAUUUACGACACAGCGGGACACAGUUUGAUAGAAAGAACUUCCUUUCCCGCAUAGUCUCCGUUGUGCUAAGUCAGUAAAUUGCCACGGGAAUUACGGGAAACCCUUCCAGGCCUUUUCGAUCGGUGCAGGGACCCGGGCAGGAGACACAGAACCUCAGCCCUGGGCUGGAGCUGCCCGAGGAGACCCGCGGAUACAGCAGCAGGAGCGGGGCAGGGUGCGGGGUGGAAACCGGGUUUCCCGGAGCUGAGGAGGCUCGGAGCAAGAGGGCUCCCGGUAACGGGAGGGGCCCGGAGCCGGCGGAGCCCUGAGCAAGGGGGGGUUGGAAGCCGGGGGGGGUUGGAAGCCAGAGCGGUUGGAAGCCGGAGGGCUGGAAGCCGGGGGUCCCAGCGGUUCCAGGGGGUCCCGGCGGUUCCGGGGGGGUCCCGGCGGUUCCGGGGGGUCCCAGCGGGCCGGGCCGUGUCUCCCGGCCAAGCCCCCCUCAGGGGCGGAGAGCGCGGCCGUCGCAAAGUGCUGCAAAGCGCCGCCAAUCGCGGCGGAGCUGCCGCAGGGCGCGGCGGCGAUGGCGGCUUAGGGCCGGUGCGGCGCGGCGGGGCCGGGACCGGGAAGGGCCGGGCCGGGGCUCCCCCGCCGCCGCCCAUGUGGCUGCAGCAGCGGCUGAAGGGGCUGCCGGGGCUGCUGUCCAGCAGCUGGGCGCGGCGCCUGCUGCUGCUGCUGGUGCUGUUGCUCGUCGCCUACUGGUACCUGGGCGCGGCGCGGGUGCGCGGCCUGGGGCGCGGGGCCGAGCCGCGGGGCCCCGCCGCCCUCUGCGUUCAGGCGGCCGCGGGCGCCUGGCGGGCGCAGACCCAGCGCGGCGAUGCGCUGCCGCUGCCUGAGGAGGCGGCCGGGGCCGCGGGGCUGGCAGUGGCGGGCAACGGGUUCCUGCUGCUGGACGUGUCGGCCGGGCGGCUGUGGGUGCGGCCCGCGGGGCCCGGCGCGGGCCCGGCGCUCGCCACCGAGUACCCGGCGCUGCUGCGGCUGAGGGCGCUGGGCGGGCGCGGCGAGGCGCGGGCGGCGCUGGCGGCGCUGCGGGACGGGGCCGUGCGGAGGGUGCGCUGCGUGCAGACCGGGCCCGGCGCCGGGGACUGCGUGACGGUGCGGGAGGAGGUGGUGGCUCACCGCAGCCGGCCGCACCUCUACCUGCAGCGCAUCCGCAUCGCCAACCCCACCGAGCGCCUGGCCGCCUUCGAGGCCUCGGCCCCCGCCGCCUCUGCGCUGGGCGGGCGCUUCGCCAGCAGCCUGGAGAAGGUGGAGGAGCGGCAGUUCUUGCUCUCCUCCGGCCGCCUGCCGCUGGCCGGCAGCCCCAAGAUUGUGCUGGUGGUGGUGGCUGCCAAGAAACUCGUGAGCCGGGUGCAGGUCGCGCCCAAGUCGCACUUCGAUGAGACUGUGCUCUCCGUGGUGUACACCUCGGAGCCCAUCGAGGUCUCCAGGCUGGAGGAGACCUUCAGCAAGCUGAGGGAGGCAGCGAAGAAAGAGAUGCUGGAGGUGAUGCAGAUGGGGGUGGAAGAUCUUUUCCAGGAGCACCAGCAGACCUGGUCUGACUUGUUCAUUUCAGGGAUUGAAAUGAGAAAGAUCACAGAUGCACAUACCCCAUCCAGUGAGACUGUCAACAUGACCCUCUACUAUGUGCUGUCAACUAUGCCAGCCCCCCUGCUGGACCCCCUCAUUGGUGGUGAGGACAGGGAGAAGAUUGAAGCCAGCCUGAACUAUGCUGACCACUGCUUCAGUGGCCACGCCACCAUGCACGCCCAGAACCUGUGGCCACCAAAGCUGACCAGUGUCAGCCAGAUCCUGCAGCUCUCAGACCUGUGGAAGCUGACUCUCCAGAAACGGGGGUGCAAGGGUCUAGUGACAGCUGGGGUCCAUGGACUCAUGCAGGGAAUGGUGCUUAGUUUUGGGGGUCUGCAGUUCACAGAAAACCAUCUUCAGUUUCAGGCUGAUCCUGACGUGCUUCAUAACAGCUAUUCCUUACGUGGGAUCCAUUACAAUAAGGACUUGAUCAAUUUAGCUGUUCUCCUGGAUGCUGAAGGAAAGCCCUUCCUGCAUGUGUCUGUGAAGUUCCAGGACAAGCCUGUCAGGCUGUAUGCCUGUGAGGCAGGCUGUAUGAACGAGCCCGUGGAGCUGACCUCAGAGGCACGAGGUCACACCUUCCCUGUCAUGGUGACUCAACCCAUCACACCACUGCUGUAUAUAUCAACAGAUUUGGUCCACUUGCAGGACCUGAGACACACACUCCACCUAAAAGCUAUUCUAGCUCAUGAGGAACACAUGGCCAAGCAAUACCCAGGCUUACCCUUCCUGUUCUGGUUCAGUGUGGCCUCCUUAAUUACUUUGUUUCACUUGUUUCUGUUCAAACUCAUCUACAACGAAUAUUGUGGGCCAGGAGCCAAGCCUCUCUUCAGGAGUAAGGUAUAAGGCUGCUGCUUUUGGCUGCUAUCCAUUGAGUGUUGUCAGCCUGUGUCAGCUGUGCAUGGGCAGGCUCUGUCUUGGACUGUGAUGAUUUUCAGUCUCUCUUGAAAGAAGUGAUCUGUAACCUCUUGUCGCAAGGAGGAGGAUUAGGGCAGGGAUUGGAGCAGUAGGGCUCACAAUUGUUAGAAAAGAUAAACUCAUAGUCUGUCCUUAGACAUUUGUGAGGCUGCAGGUGAAGGCAGAUACAGCUUUCUGUCCUUUUCCCACACAUCAGUGUAGGACAUUGCUUGUUUCUAGGCCAGCAGUUGCCGUUGUAAUGAGAUUCUGCUUCUUGUUAUUCAGUACCAGAAAGCAUGUGAGAGAGCUGCUGUGCUUGUCUGUACUGCUGUGUGGAGACUGCACACCUGCCUGCCUGCUCUGAACGUGUGACAUGUCACACAGGAGCACCCACAGGCAGGCUGCUGUUCUGAGCUGAAGGUGCUGACCUGCUGGGGCGUGUGGUACAUGUUCCUGUUAUAGACACUGUGCAGUCCUCCAUCUAACCACACUUACCACCAUCAUUUUGGGAAGAUGCUGAAUUGGUGUUUCUCCCAGUCAGACAAAAUACAAAGCUGUGUUAGGAAAGUACAGAGUGCUUUUUACUGUGAGUUGAAGAUUCUGGCUCCAAGAUCUUAUGCAUCUUACCUGUGUGUAAAGAAUUUCAAGUUGGUUUGAGUUGCCUUGGAAAACUUAUUUGCUGUAAAAUCUUAGCACAGAAUAGACAGUAGAUGGUGAGUUCUGCUCUUAGUACUGGGACUUUCUGUGUAUUGAUAUGAAGUGGGUAUGCAAGACCAGACUGGAUUUGCUGUGUGAGCUAGUUGUGCUGUUCAGAGUUCCCUCCUGAGGUCUGAACAGAAUUAAAUGUAGGUUUUGUUUAAAAAAAAAGAUGAUAGUUAAACAGAGCUGUCAGAGGAAAAGUUCUAGCUAUAGAUUGUACUUCUAUUCUAAAUUAUAAAAUCAAAUUCAAUUUUGGAUAGCUAAGGCUGAACAGAAGAUAUUGAACUAAACUUGACAGCUGGUAUGUAAGGGAUUUUUAAAGUGAGUUAGAAAUUGUCCUGUCAGUUCACUGGUUUUGUCAUUUUGAGCCCUGGAGAUGAAGCCUGAUCCCAAGCAGGUCUGAAUACCUGUGAUCCAAUAAAAGAUUGAGUGGGAGGUGCUUAUAGCCAGACAAACUAACCUAGGAAGAGGUAGGAUAGGAAUGUAUAUCAGACAACUGCAGUUAGAACCCUCUGAUCAUGAUGAGAGCCUCAGUGCAAAGGAAGGAGGGGCUCAGGAGGUGAUGUCAGUUAUUGUGUAACAGCUGUGCCCUGACAUGUGCCUGGAAUGUGUCCUUGGAAUUAUGUCAUUUUGUCCUUUCACUGUUGUCUAUCCAGUUGCCUUUGUCAUCUCCAAGACUUGCCUUCUGCCUUUUCCCAAGUGACUUGUUGACCAUUGCUGCAGGUGACUGUCCCCGACUCUGCCCGCUGAAGUGCCCAGAGGCCCAGGGCUGCCCUGCCACCUCCUCCUCCUGGGCACUGCAGAGCAGCAGCUCUGCUGCCUUGUCUUAGUUGGACCUACUUCAAAUGAAGGUGAUGCAGAACUUGAUUCCAGAAACAGGGAAGAAGUGGAAGCCAGCUGAAGCUCAGAAUCUGUAGCAGUAAGCAAGAUAGAUGGUCUUGAAAUAACACCCUGUUCCAUUAACUGAAUGGGAACAUCCCCACAUCCAAGUGAACUUAGUCCUGCUUUCAGCCUCCACUUGCACAGACACCUGACAAUUUUGCAGCUGAGAACAAGGACCAUUUGAAAGCAACAAUCCUUUUGUGCCUUGCUAUUACAGGAAUCUGAGACUUGGAAGGUGUGGUGAUUCAAUAGUUAAUCCCAGAAGCUUGUAACAGAUGUUUCCUUUCCCUGUAAGGUAUUCACUUCCCUAGAAGUAAUCCAUUUGGUGAAAAUACUUGAAGAUAUACUAAGUCCUUUGAUAUUUUGAUCUGCUUUUUUUUUUUUUUUUAAUUCUACAGAAAAAUAAAGGAUGAUGAUUCUCUUCUGAGAGUUAACUAGAAUAGUGUAACUUCCUUUCUGGUAUACAGGUUUUAAUUUAUUGCUUGGGGGGAGGGGAAGUAUGCUAAUUUUUCCUCCACUUCAGUAACAGUCAAUUGAACUAGAUAUCUAAGUUCUGUAACAGGCUCUUCAGCCUUUAUGACUGCAAAAUCAAUUUAAUGAAAUUGUUUUCUGGAUGUACACUUGGAAAUGCUGAUCUAGGUUUCCUAUUCUAAGCCUAUUGAGACUAUGUGCAUUGAUUUGUUUUGGCUAUGGGGGAAGACAUCCCACUUUCUAGUGACUUACAGGUUGUUUGGUUUUAAAAUACCAAAGCUGUUGUUUCUAAAUAAAUAUCUUUCAGUCUAAUCUGA